AUGGCGCUCCUUCAGACUUCACUGAUAUGGAUCGUUUAUGCAGUUGUCAUUGCUAUCCUACUGGCGGUUGCCUCAGUGUUUAUCUAUGUCUACCAAACUCCUCGUGAUCGAUCUCCUUCUGUAACGCUGACCUGCAUCAUUGCCAUUACCAGUCUUCUGGCAACUGUGCUUCUACUCCCGGUGGAUGUUGCACUCGUAUCGUCAACCACGUCAUCCCGCCUGGGCCAGCGGAAGGACUGGGCCACCCAGGAUACUGUUGAUAACAUCACCUUCUCACUGACAAUCGUCUACUACAUAUUGUACUCACUGGAUGCCUUGCUCUGUCUCUUGGUGAUUCCUUUCACCUACUUCUGGUAUGAGGAAUACGACGAGGUAGCCAGCGAGACGGGGGAGCAAACAGUGGGACAGCGACUCUGGGGAUCUCUCAAGUACACCUUUUCAUUUAUUGCGAUUGUGGUAAUUCUCUUCCUGGUUGGAUUCUUUGUCCCAGUCUCCAAAGAUAAGGUCGGUAUGGACUUGGACUACUUCAAACGUCUCCUGACAGAGAAUCAUGGCGAGCGUGCAUUGACAUUUGCUUUGGGCCUGCUUAUGACCCUGGGUAUUUGUCUUUAUGUGUUGUAUACUUCAGUGGGGCUUGCUCUAUUCCCCAUUAGCUUGAUCAAAACUGCACCAUCGAUCUCUAGCCCCACUCUUCGGGCUUCAACGGCUCGCCAAUUAGAAGCCAAUCAAGAGCGCCAGAGACAGCUUGAAGGUCGUUGUGGUGGAAGCCCCGACCUUCUUUCGUCCAAAGAUCGCAGGGAACUAGAUACCCUCACACGAGAGGAAAGAACAUUGAUCCGGCGGCAACGUCUCGUUGACGAAGCUCAGGGGGAAGGCCGGAGUUGGUUAGUGCGCGCAUGGUUUAAGAUUGAAGCCAUACUACGGCCCUUCAAAUUGUUAGGAGGUCUGCUACUCCUAUUGAUUGCUUUUGUUACAUGGGUUUCUAUGCUGUUGACGGCUAUCGACAAGGCAAAAAACUCAAUUUGCAAGCAGCGUUGUGGAUAUAUCCUCGGCCAUAUCAACGUCUUCAACCCAGUCAAUUGGGCACUUGUUCAAUCUGCCAAAAUAUUCCCAGUGGAUUAUGCUAUUUUUUCCGUUCUUGUGCUGCUGCUGUUUUGCAGUUCGGUUGCUGGUAUUGCCGCGGUUGGAAUUCGCUUCCUUUGGAUUCGAAUUUUCCAGAUCCGCAAAGGCCACACGUCGCCUCAGGCUCUCCUCUUAGCAACUGCGAUGUUGAUGCUGAUUAUCCUGGCGUUGAAUUAUUCUAUUUCCAUGCUCGUGGCUCCUCAAUACGCCACGUUUGGCCCACAAACCUUUUGUGACCGUGCCCCGACAACACUGUUGGAGCAACCGGAUUGUUCUAACCACGAAGAUCUCAUCAAGCCAUGCUCUGAGCUAGCAGACAAUACUGCCGCCAAAACAGUGUGCACCCCAAGUGUUGUCAGCACCUUUCUCAAUCGUAUCACCCUCAAUUAUCCUUUCUUCGGUGUUGUCUUUUUUUGGGCCCAGUUCUUCUUCAUUGGUCUCUACCUUGUCGUCUUUGUGACAUCUCUCUUCCGAUCACCAAACUUGGAUGAAAGACAACUUGAUGAAGAUGCCGAGGAGGCUGAAGAAGAGGGUCUCCUCGCUAACACAGGCAGACGUUUCAAUGCAACCUGGCAAGAUAUCACGGGCCGAGCCGACCGCAACCGCUCUAGAGAUUGA
Messenger RNA from Penicillium odoratum, 1740 nucleotides. RefSeq lists its product as uncharacterized. Gene Ontology annotation, cellular component: vacuolar membrane. The record is from RefSeq and is a predicted model, not a curated record. Gene Ontology annotation, biological process: protein localization to vacuole. Lineage: Eukaryota; Fungi; Ascomycota; Eurotiomycetes; Eurotiales; Aspergillaceae. Bases 1 to 1740 code for a protein of 579 amino acids. The transcript has 3 exons.